Molecule: messenger RNA, 1924 nt
Organism: Magallana angulata
Lineage: Eukaryota; Metazoa; Mollusca; Bivalvia; Ostreida; Ostreidae
Product: cdc42 homolog
Exons: 2
Coding region: 976-1536 (186 amino acids)
Biological process (GO): small GTPase-mediated signal transduction
Molecular function (GO): GTP binding; GTPase activity
Source: RefSeq, a predicted model, not a curated record
GUUCACCCGCUCGUCACCGCGGCUGAUCAGACAGAGACAGGUAGAUAUUGAUCAGUGAAGGUUAAGUUUGAUGUUACGUCCUCCUUGUGGCACGCCAGAGAUUCCCUUAUCAAAAUCAUAUUUCCGUAUAUAGACAACAAAUCGAAAUACAAACAGGGAAACCCUACCGUCGAAGCAAUUUAUCUGUAGUGUAACUAGGCAGUACAUUUUUUGACACUCGCAUUUCUUCCUUUUCUCUAAUUGUUUAAUAUUAAACAACGAAAAUUAGAGGGAAAUUUCUUAUCUACACAAUAGAUGACUUAUUAUGUUAAACAGAUAAAGCAAUUUGGCUGAACGCUAGCGGAAAGGUGACGGAUAUGGUCCAGGGUCAUCAUGUUCUCUUGUCAAAAUUUUUAAUGGUUUUUACGUGUCAUUUAACGGGAAGGAAUCCUCUGUCUGUCACUCAACAUGGCUCUCGGGGAUUCAAUUGACCAUUCAAUUAUAACCAUGGAUUAAGAAUAUAUGUGUUCAGAAAUUAUAAACAGAUUGUAAUGUAUUCUCUUGGCCAGGUUAAUCAGUUCUAACCGGCCCAGGUAUUCUACACGGCUUACCUGGUUCAUGCAACAGGUGUUGUACUUCUUUCUUAUAUAUGCAUAAAGACAAUAAUCAUAAAACAUGUAUAUACAUUAUAUACGUUAAACGGAGGGCCAAAAUGUUCGGAAUGGGGGUGCAAACUAUGCAGUUUGCAAUGACGUUAUGCUUCGAAUUUGCAAUUGCAGUUCUAGGGGGUAACUAUCAUUUUAAAAGUGAACUUAUAAACAAUCAAAAGGCAAGCAGGGGAUAGAAAUUUGAUACACCCCCGGUGAAGUUAAAAGAAAAGAGUUAAAACAAUAGUCGACACACCAGGAGGUAUUCAAUGUCUAUAUAUUCCCAGUUCUCGGCUGUUCGGUAAUCAUUUAACUUCCAUCAUUCACCAGCCCCCGGUCCAGAAUCGCCAUGGUUGUAUCUGAUUUGUCCAUCUGCUGCUCGGUCGUGGGGGAUGGGAUGGUCGGCAAGUCCAGCCUGAUUCAGUCCUUUGUCCAUCAGGAGCCCCCUUCUGGAUAUUUGGCCACGGUCGUGGAGAACUACGAUGCUUUGAUGUCAGUCUACGGUGACAAUUAUCUGGUCAGCAUCACAGACUUUGGGGGUGAGCAUACCAAUGCCUUUCUGAAGUCACCAAACAACAAAGCGGUAUUUGUGGUCUGUUACAGCGUGGUGGAUCGUGAAUCGUUCAGAAAUGUCAGAGAAUUCUGGAUACCUUCCAUCAAGAAUCUCAAAAAGAAACAUGACAUUGUCCUCGUGGCUACCCAUGUAGAUAUCAGAGAAUCCAAAGAUGUGGAUCACGUGACCUUUGAUGAAGGAUUCGAUUUAUGCAGAGAAGUUAAUGGACAUACUUUCAUUGAAUGCUCAGCUGCCGAUAGGAUUCGAACCAAACAGGUUUUCGAGAGUGUAGUAUCCUCAGCCCUGGCGAAAAAGAAAACAAGAUUCAGUGUUCUUCGGAAAUUCAUUGGACGAUGACAUUGCGAGAAAUUAAGUAAGUUUCGGCCCUGAAACUGUUGUUGCAAUCGUUGGUGCAAGCGUUCGUGUGACGCAGUGCUGAUAACAGUAUCAUCAUGUAGCAUGGACUGGCCCACGUGGUACAGCAAGAUUAAACAUAUGACGCUUACAUGCAGAAAUAGACAAAUUAUCUGAUGUAUCAAAGUCAUGUGAUAUAGAUUUAUUUAACAAUCUAUGUACAAUAUAUUUUAUAAAAAUAAAAACUCUAUAGCGAAACAAUGUUUCAAGGGUUUGUUUUAAAGUGUCUGAUUAAUUACUACUAGUACAUGUCAAGUGACAGUUUUAUCUUUUUCUGUAAAUGUUUAUCUGUUACAGUACAUUCUAAUCAAUGUGUAAAUAAAAAUGAAAU